ACACCAUGAAGGUCUCAAACUUCAUAUGGUGGCUUUCAUGGUCGAGUCUGCUGAUCGCUUCUCCUUUGGAGGAGCGUGCAGUCAGCUCUUCGAUAUGCAAUAACGCUCAAGUCAAGGCCCUAAGAUCGAGCAAUGCCGGCUGCUAUUGCUCUUCGUAUCUCAAAAUUCCAGUCUCGACUAUCACAAAACUUACGACCCUUACAUCAACGAUACGAACGACAGUCACGCAAAAGCUUAUAAUGACCAAGUCGGUAGCAAUAUUGCGUUUAACAUCAACCAAUAAUGUUAAAUCCACUAUAACGACUAGAACCAUUACAUCCAGCCCAAAAACUGGAUAUACCACUGUCACGAAAACUGUAACCAUUACACCUCAGGCUCGAUCACUGCAUAGACGAAAGCAUCUCGGCCAUCCUUUAGAAUUGGUUGAGAGAGCUGCUGCCUCAACAUGUGUCACGCCAGCGGUGGUCAAGAGCAUGAAUAAAGCAGCCAUCUCAAGUGCUUGCAAAUGCUUAUCAAUAGCACCUCGCAAGACAACCAUCACCAAGACCACCACGAAGCGUAUCACUCAAGUCUCGACCAAGAUUCUGAGCUCUACUGCUCUACGGACUACGACUAUUAAAUCUAGUUUCACUGCAGUAGCGAUAUUCACGCCGCCUCUAAAAUUGAUCACCCGGACCGUGGUGGUCACGGUGACUGCGAAAACUCCUACAACAACAAGGCCCAAGAGCACUUCGAUCAGUUCUGUGCGAGAUAACGGCGUAUCUCGGUCAUCAUCAAAGACGUCCAGUCGGUCAUUGAGCAGUCUCUCCACAAUCUCAUCCUCAAGCCAACCAGCGGCUAAGAGCCGGACGUCUAGCAUCAAGUCAUCAAGCUCUGCCUCAAGCAGUAGACUUGCCAGUGUGUCGUCAACGAUUAGCUCCUCGAGCAUUACUGCGACUAGUGUUCGAUCUGUCAGCAAAUCGACCGAUUUGUCCAGCGACAAGCCAGCUAGCUUUUCUAGCAGUGGUCAAUCUUUGAGCAGCAAGUCUAGCAGUACGACAUCUGAGUUUCAUACCUCGACGGCUGGAAACAAUCAAGUGACGAGCAUAGCACCAACGAGCUCUACAGACAAAGCGUCAAGCAAGCUUUCCAGCAUUUCAACAAGCAAUAUAUCCAGUAUACCUACGCCGAAGUCCUCCAGCAAGCCAUCAAGUACUAUUUCAAGCAAGACUUCUACUACUUCGACAAGCAAUCCUUCCAGAACAUCGAGCAGCAGCUCAAAGACCAAAACAACGACCUCUGAGACAGCGUCGACCAGACUAUACCCGCCAGAAGGACCAUUAUACACGCCUAACACCAACGCAUGUGCGCCGAGAACUGCAAUGUCUUUAGUCACCACGAGUACUCGGUCCAAAACAUCGUCAACCCUCAGUCCAAGCAGAUCUACCACGAUAUCUUCCUCCUUAUCCUUGUCAAGCAAAUCAGCAACAUCGAGCUCAACACGAAGCAGCUCAACUCCACGAUUCAGCUUUCCAUCCAACAGCACAAUAUCAACACUUACAACCACGAACCCAUCAUCAACCUCAAGCUCUCCCCCAACAGUCAACAGAUUCUCCUACGAUGAUUCCACAUCUAACGACACAUCUCCAACCUCCAACACACCUCCCUCCUCCUUGAACUCAACCUCCACAAACAUAACCUCCCUCCUAAACUUCACCACAAACCAACCUUUCCGUCUGCAAUCCCUAUGUUCUUCCGGCCUUCAAAUCAGCGGCCUCUACGCAACUCUAAUCUCCACAACUGCAAACUCUGCUUUACAGUUUACUGCUUCUGCUUCUUUGGCUACUGUGUUCUACCUCUCCACUUCUGGAUACUUGUACACUCUACCUCCUUCUGCUGCUUAUCCAUGGAUAUCCUACUCUGAUGAAAAACUGAUAGCGAAUAUCGAUGCUGGAGUUACAGAGAUGGAUUUUUUCUUUAAUGAACAAGGGGAGAUUGAUGCGGUUGGGGCUGAAAGAGCGAGGUGUGCUGUUGAUGAGGAUGGGGUUUUGCAGUGUAGGACGGGCCAAACGACAGAGGUUUUGUAUUGCGAAGAUGAAGGGACUGUCAAGUUGGCCGGGUGUGUGUUGGAGGGUUGUGAUGCGGCGGAAUUGGCGGUUGUGUAUGUG
This is a messenger RNA of Aureobasidium musti, 2147 nucleotides long. The record is from the annotation of a GenBank genome assembly. Lineage: Eukaryota; Fungi; Ascomycota; Dothideomycetes; Dothideales; Saccotheciaceae.